Porites lobata is the source of this 23027-nucleotide messenger RNA. Lineage: Eukaryota; Metazoa; Cnidaria; Anthozoa; Scleractinia; Poritidae. The record is from the annotation of a GenBank genome assembly.
GGAUGUAUACCUUUAUUUGUCGCUGCUUCCAGUGGAAAUGUCGAGAUUUUGAGUUGCCUGCUAGACAAUGGAGCUGAUAUGAAUGCAAUUACAAACACCAAAGGUUACACAGUCACACCGUUGAUAGUUGCUGUUCAAAGUGGAAACCUUGAAUGUGUGAAAGUGCUUUUGAAGUUUGGAGCAGACAUUGAAGGUCGAGGAGAUUUCAAUUAUGUUUCUAAAGCUUAUCCAUUUCACUCUGUUUCAUUCGGAGGUUGCACACCUUUAUUUGUCGCUGCUGUUAAUGAAGAUGUUGAGAUACUGAGGUGCUUGACUAAAAAUGGAGCUGACAUCAAUGCAGUGACCAAUUUCAAGGGUUACACCCCGCUAAUGAUGGCCACUCGAUAUAACCACCUCGCUGCAGUAACGUUUCUUAGUGCUCAAGGUGCUGAUGCAAAUUUACAAGACAAAAAAGGUUAUACAGCCCUUCACUAUUUUUCUAAGUUCGGAAACAUCUGUCAUUUCCGUGUCGUAAGUUGUUUGAUUAAUAAUGGGGCAGAUGUUAAUGCGCAGCGUGCUGAUGACAACCUCACCCCUUUGAUGUUAGCUUGUAAAUGUCAAAAUGUUGAAACAAUAAGCUAUCUUCUUCAAAAUGGAGCUAAAGUAGGUCUUCAGGACAAAUAUGGUCAAACAUGCCUUCAGUAUGCUGUGAAGCGUGGUGUUGACGGAACUGCAUUUGAGAUUUUGAGUUCCCUGAUUAAAAUUGGAGCUGAUGUCAAUGCAAGGAAAGAGCAUGACCAGACCCUUCUGAUGCAGGCGACAUUGCGUGGCGACUUGAAACUUGUGACUUUGCUUAUUGAGCAUGGAGCAAAAGUAGAUCUACAAGAUCGAAAUGGUGAUACAGCCCUUCACUAUGCUCAGCAUGCUCGUCAUAAUGCUGAUGAAAUCAUUUGUGCACUUUUUACUGCUGGAGAAUCCAAUUUGUGUAACAGGUCAGCAUUGACACCUCUUCCAAGAGCUUAUAGUAAUAAUGGCCAUGUGGGAAAACAUGAGCAUGAAUACUUAAUGAAACUUGUUUUGAUUGUCAGUAAGUUAAACUGUGGUGAAGAUGGCAAAGUCUCAAGGGUAUCUCAUCUAUUUUUGAAGACUGUUUGUAACUUAAAUCCUAGAGAUAUUCAUGGAAAUACACUUUUGCAUAAGUGUGUGAUAGAUCACUACACCGAUGCAAUGAAGCUUCUUUUGAAGGCAGGAGUCAAUAUUAAUUCCAUUAACAGCAAUGGAGAUACUCCACUUCACUUAGCUGUCAUAAGGAAAGACAGCGUCCACUUUUUACCUCACAUCUUGGAAGUUUUGUUUAAUGGUGGUGCCCAUAUUGAUUUUGUCAACAAUGAUGGUAAAACACCCAUGGACAUGGCUGAAACUGAUGAAGCUCGCAUGAUGCUUUCAGAGAGAAGAAAACUGGACUUAAAGUGUAUCAGUGCCAGGGCAGUGAAAAAGCUUGGAAUCCCUUAUAUGGGAGUGGUGCCCAAAACACUGGAGAAAUACAUUAGUAUGCAUUAAUUAAAGUGCAUAAUUAAUGCCACUAUAGAAAAUUUGCACGGUGUUAUUUAAUAACCUGUUGUACAUGCAGUGAUAAUUUUGGGGCAUUAGAAGUGCCUGAAGUAGUGCCCAUGAUAGGUAGAAAUAUGAGUAACCAGCCAUUAACCCUUUAAGCCUUAGGAUUAUAUCCACAUACAAAUUCUCCAAACUGAUCUCUAUACAUUUCCUUAUUUAAGAAUGUGUUGAGAGAAUGUGAUAAAAGAUCAAGGCAUUUUCUCUCUAACCUGUGAUCAAAUGAAAAAAGAACGUCUGAUGCAUUAUUUAGUUCAUGAGUCAUCUGUCACCCCCUAAUUAAGGCAUCUGUCAAUGGUGUUGUUGUGUUGCAUUUUACAUGAAAUUCAAGCGGUUUGCAAUGAAGGCGGCUAAUCGAAACGUAUUCUGGCAAGUGGUGAAUGCUAAGUUGAUACGGUAGUCAUUGGCGAAAAAUCACAUAUUUUAAAAGACUAAUUUAGCACUGCUAUAAUUGCAAAUCUCACCUUAUCAUUGCCGCUCAAACAGUCAAGUCAAAGAGAUAAUAAUUCAUUGAUAACAACAGUGGAAGAACAGAAUCUUCCUUCUGUCAGUGUUAUGUAUUUUACUGGAAGUGUUCAAAAGUAUAGGAAUGGAUUCUGCAGCAACAAAUCUUUCAUGCUGUUUUAUCAGUUUGCAAAAGAGCAGCUGUAGGCCUUUCCAGAUUCUGCUCGGCAACUUUUUAGCAACUUUUAGGAUUUUGAGCAACUUUUUUGUCAGAGAGCAACUUCUAGCAACUUUUCAGAAAACUAGCACUUUUUUGGUAACUUUUGGGCUAUUUUGAACCAAAAUGCUGAAUAACCCUUCUUUAAUAAACAAGUUAAAAUUCUCUUGGUUAAAAUUCUAAACAUCUUUCUAGUAAAACUCAUAUUUUUACCCUUUGAAUGGGUAUCAUGUGGACGUGGUAAUUAAUUACAAGAACUGGGUAUGGGUAGCCUCAACCUCGUUCCCAGAGCUUUUCCCUUCUCGUGGGGGGCGCCCCCACAAGAAGGGAAAAACCCUGGGAACGAGGUUGGGGUAGCCUGAGGAGCCUGAGGACUGUAUGUAAACAAAAUGGCGGACGCCACAUUGUCUUCCAAAGAUGAAGAAAUCGAAAACCCCAUUGAAACUGCAGUUAGCAGGGGAGCUUCACUGCAUGUGUGAAAUUAAUGUCAUGUACCCAAACUCAAUUGUGAACAAAUGGGAAAAUCGAAUACAACACUCCUAGAAUAAAAAAUUCUGCCUGGUGUGCGGAAGAAAGCGUUGAAGAAGAAGUCUGAAAGUCUAGCAUGCUACAUGUAUUUAUUUUGGGGGUUUCCAGCUUUAGAAUAGCCCCAGGGGUUCGGGGGGAGGGUGGGGUGGGAUUGCAGUUCCUACAUACAUACAUAUUUUAUUUAUUUGGAGUCUUAUACAAUAAAUGGUAUAUCAACUAUUUCCAAAUAACAAAAAUUACAAACAACCAAAAAUUCCUAACCAUAUAUGGCCAAUAAGUUAUUAAUUAUUAAUUAAAUCCUAGAGUAUUUACUUUUUGCCGUCUUCCCCUUUCCUUUUUUCAAAGCAUUCGAAUAUAUGUUUUGCUAUUAGUUUUUGUAUUUUAGCAUGUUUAUUAGAAACACGAAUAUUUUGUUAGGUGACAUUCUGCUUAUUUUUAUUCUGUAUUCGUGUUCCAAAUAAUCUAGUAAUGAACAUCUUUUUUCCUGGUAAGCAGUUCCUCAUUAUUUUGUCUUAAACGGCUAUGCACUAGCUGCUGGUUUUCAAGGUUUUGAGUCUUAAACUGGGUAUGCAAUUUUGCUAUACUCACAGGGGAACAUCAUGCACAGGCAUCCCUCUAUCCCUGUGCGAACUGUGUAUCUAAAUUCCUGUGCCCCUGUAGUUCCAUAGAGGAACCAGUUGUGCAUAGUAAUUAUGAGUUUAUUAUUAAUAAGCCUCUUUUAUCCUGCUUAAGGCAGCAGUAUUUUGCAUCAUAAUGCUGAAUGGCCACCAAAUGCCAAAAUUAUGUUUCUGAAGUCUAGUGAUUAGGGCUAGGAAACUGAGUGAAUGAGGUGCCCAGGGUCACUCCUUGGAAAACUGACCUGAAACUGCGUCCCCCUCAGGUGCUUCUUUUUUUUGCACAGAGGGGAACACGAAAAUUAUGUGAGUGACACGUGAGUGACUGGUGAACAGGUGCAAGGGUUCAUGCCGAGAAGGAGACUGGGUACGGGACAGGACCUGACACUCGAUUCACUCAGUUUCCUUAACCCUAAUCACUAAAUGUAGAAUUCAUUCGGUGUGCAAUGGCCACUUGGCAUUCUGCAAAAGUCCCGUGCUGUCCUUAUUCCUCUUUUUGUUAAAAAGGACAGAGGAGACCAGGUUGUCACCCCACUCUCCCUCCCUGCAGCAGUGAUAGUUCACUUUUGCACCUAUUAGCUCCCACUCCUAUUCCGCCUCCAGGUUUCCCUCUUCCCAUAACUUAUCUUAGCCUGGGAUGUUUGGGAGUUGGGGACUCCCAUUGUGAAUUUAAAUUUAUAACUAUUGAGCAUUUUGAACAGGGUGUCUUUUUGCAACGGAAUCCUUAAAAAGAGUGCGUGGGUUGGCAAUGAUGUGUGGUACCAUCAAUUAGUUAUUUGCACUAAAGCAUACCUCUACCCAAACUUACCGUCCCCCCCUCCCCCCCGGGAUUAGAAGUGCUAUAAACCUGUUAUUUGCACCCAUCAAAUGAUAGGUAUGUAAAGAAGUUUGGUGUGAGAAAAGAAAAAGAAAAGCAAGGAACAAAGCUCAUAUUCCGUACCUUUAAGGAGCGGUGUUGAAAAAACAAAGGAACUUCUGCGUCAAUCUUAAAGGUCCCCCUACUUAAAGAGGACUACUGAUGUGCGUCGCUACUUCUAAGAAAAUCGAAGGAUCAUCAAAAACGCUAUACUAUGCACUUGGACCAAAGGGAAUCAAGAGCCAUAUAAAUAGGCUGAUCUCUUGAGGCGGGAAUAUAAUAGACCUUGUCACGGUUUUCGACGCCAUCUUGACGAGUAGGCAAACGGGUGAGAAAUUACAGUGUUUGUAUGAGAAUCUAAUGCCGAAUAAUUUCCGUAGAACGGCUAUUCUAAAAGAAGAAAUGAAUUGUAAACUAAAGCUUCACUCCUAAGGACUCUGCUGAAAAAAAUUGAGGGCGUUUCAUGCGCUAGAAGACCUAGAACCACUUUUUUAAAUUUUCUAUACAUGUGUCUGUAAGAAAGCCCCGAGAAAAAUUACAUGGAAAAUCUAAAGCAAGCCUCUGGAGAAAUUUAAGCACAGAUAGGCUCCCAAAUUUUUUUAGUAUACAAUCCUUUGCUUUGUAGCUUUAUACAAUUCUUUUUUUUUUUUCAGUGAAGCCGUUUUGCGGAAAUUAUUCGACAUUUGAUUCUCGUGCAAACACUGUAAUUUCUCACAUGUUUGCCUACUCGUCAAGGACCGUGACAAGAUCUAUACCAAAGCAAGACGCUUCUUUUGAAGGAACUUUAUGUCGAUUUAUGGAUGUUUCCUGUCAAUUAUUGCGGUCAUUGUCACUUUUCUACUAGGUUUCCACGAGUUUGCUGUGAUGCCGGUACAGUGUUUCCUUGGUGUGAUGUAUAGACAAUUACCGAAUUCUCAAACAUUAAAGUUCGAGUCUACCUUACCCUUGGAUACCUAACCUAUGUGACCAGACGGGCCUUACUAUGUGUUCCUUGACGAUUCUCCAUCCGUUUUUACUACAUGGAGUCCACUAAUUCUCACCAAAAUGGAGUAAUUUUUAGCCGAAUAAUGGUAAAUUACGCUGUUAACUAAAGUCUACAGCCUCUAACUUUUUACAUUUGACUAAAUUCCUUCUCCUGUGGUCUAUAAUACUUGACAGAAAUCAAAUUGUGCGAGUUUGCUCCAUUUGUUUAUUUAUUUAUUAAUUUAUUCUGUAUUUGAAAUAAAAACAUCUAUUCCCCACAUUGCUCAUAAUCAGUGUUCCAGUCCGCACGAGGAGCCGCAAGCAGUAAAAUUUCUGUCCCGUAAUUUAAUCAGUUAAAUCAUCAAAGUUGACAGGUCUUUCUGAUGAUCAAAACGACCGUUCGGUUUACCAUUUACACCUUCAGUGCGAAGACUGUCACGGGAACAUUAACACCUUCAGGAUAAUUGCUUACCAUAUUAAACAGUGGUAGGUCGCGCGCGUCUGGUCGGUUUCGAAGAACGUGAUCGUGACUGUUGUCUUCAUUCAGUGAGUGUGCGCGUUGAUAUGCCAACGUUUAAAACAGACUGCAACAUUAAAUUUUUGUUAUAAAAGCAAAGAAGCUGCUGAGUAGAAACUAAACCGUCCCAGACUUAUUCCGUUUCAUUCGUGUACUUUCAUUUUGAUGGGGUCUGUAUGAUGAAUUUACUUCUGCCUUCUAAUCAGGCACGUAAACAACAUAGAGAUAAAACAUUUCAUUUUGCUUUUGUGGAGUAAAAAUUAGUAAAAGUUAAACUAGUGGACCACUUUCUCCGCGUACUUGUAAAAAUAGGCAUUUAAUAUGUCGCGCUACAGUGCGAAAAUCUUCUUCUCGUGGAUUAGAUUUCAGUAUACAUAUUCUUCAUUUCGCGCCAGAAUAAAUUAGUUUGCGCGCAAAGGGCUUCUAAAAAAAGAUCACAAGGUUUGUCCCACGUCGAGUUCUCCUUCUGGAGAUACGCCGGCAUGGUAGCUGGAAUACAUUGCCGAGGCGAAGAUCUGGCAUUUUUUCCUCCUCGUCUUUUUUUUCCGCGACGUUUGUUUAUAUUUGUAGUGAGAAUGCCACGCAUAUCGGUGGAUUUUACUUCAGUCAAGCGGCUUCAGUUCCUGCGGCUUGCUACUCAUCAUAAAGAAGGGUGCCGGAAUCGCUUUGUUCGCCUUUAACGGAUUUGUUGUCGAAUGCAAGGUAAAAGAACGGACUACUGUAGGGUAAGAAUUGAAGUUUAAAUUUGUUUCUCGGCGAAAAAUAGUGCAUACAACUCGUGAAACCCGUGAGUAUUACCUCUGUUUAAUAUACCGGAUGUCAUGCGAUGACCCCUCGCUUUUACGAUGGAUAGGACGGAUACAAACAAUAAUUUCUUUCGCAACGUUUAGUAUCAUUUACUUAAUAUGGAGAUCAUCUGAGGACGAUUUUUCGUUAUAUAUGCUUCAUUUCUUGGCUUAUUCCGGCUACGUGCGAAGAAUUAGAUGACAAUGUUUGUGUGCUAUAAUUAUACUGAUAAUUUCUUGCACCGUGAAACUCAUGAAAGCCAAAGAGUGUGUAUAAUAUGCGAGCCAGCGAGCCAGCGAGUCAUGCGAGUCAACAUGUGAGUCAACAUGCGAGCCAUGCGAGUCAUGCGAGUCGGCAUAAAAUAACUUUGUUUUUAACGUAAACUACUAAGUAACGUAUCUAUUCCAAAGGCAGGUCCUUUAAAAUUCAGCUUCAGAAAAAUUCGCCAACAUACAAAUUGAACGAGGUGAAACAAUAACAAAGGUUUUAGCCUGCGGGCAAGCUCUUCUAUUUGGGCAAGCGAAGCGAGCCUCGCGAGAACGCGCGAGCGAGGGGCCGAGGAAAGGAGAGCUUGCAACCAUCUCUUAUAAAUUUUCAUUUCCACCCCGGAAACCCCGGGACUCCGCAAAGCGUGAAAACUGUCACCGCAAACGUGCCGCAGAUUAGAAAAGUGACAACCGCCUGUCAAGUAAGUUUAGACAGCCGAGGGCGCGUAGAGUUAUUUAUUUGUGAAUCGCUUUCGCAACAGCAUCAAGGCAAUGUUUUUAAUCACUGAUAUAUAUAUAUAUAUAUUUUUUUUCACGGGGACAUCGAACUUCAACGUGUCCGCUCGGAUAAGAACUCACUACUUUGAUUCUCGUUUCGUUUACUUUUGAAAAGUCGUCCAUACUACAGUGUAGAAGACUACUCCCCAUCGCAAUCACCAACAAAAACAUCCUAUAUUUGUCCGUCUGGAACUGGAGAAUAGCGUUUUCCUGCACUUGGUUCUCUUAAGGUUUACUCCAGUUGCUUCCAACUCUUUCUCUUUUCCUUCUUUACGGUCAAGCUACACAGCUACACUGUCAACUACAUGUUUCUGAAUUUUUCUACCCAGCAGAAUUCAAUCGGGCGAAGAAACCGAUGUUGGAAGACAGCGCUUUAAUCACUCUUCACUUUCACUCUCCCGGUUUUCAGAACUAAACAAGGCGCUUGACACAAAUGAAUACAACUGAUGAAGGAUUUUCAUUGUCCUUCCAGAAGAACUACAAACUCGGUCCGACUUAUCCUCGGCAUGUAAUAUUCUCUUUGCGAGAAUGACAUCAGACGAGCCCGUUUGCAUUGAGGGCUGAAACAAGUUCUCGGUACCAAUGUGAUCCCCCUGAGAACCAAAUUUGACACACAGACGAAGCGGGUGCCAGCUUGGCCUGUUAUCAAUCAACUUUGAUUUCCGGAAUGUCAUUUUUCAGCCAAUGGUAUUUCCCUUCGUCUGGACGAAGUACAAAUGAAAAUUUGAAAGAGAUGGUUGCAAGCUCUCCUUUCGCCGGCCCCUCGCGGCUUCGCCGCUCACUCGCGCGUUCUCGCACGGCUCGUUUCGCUCGCCCAAAUAGGAGAGCUUGCCCGCAGGCUACAAAGGUUUGAGAAUGCGUUAAACAAAGGUUUAAAGGUUCUUCCUCGGUCACGUUUAAUGAGUCACACCAUAUGUGGUAAGCCACGUGACCAGAACAUAAAAAACACUCUUUAAAACCCAAACGUCUUGCGUCUUUCAUAAUAAAACCAAUGCCAAUGGCUUAAGAAUAUCGCGAUAAAAAAUCUGACUUACUAACAAGUUUAACGUUCCUUCCCAAAAUUCACAGUUAUUGAAAAAGCUAUGACGUCAUUGAGGGGUAUUUUCGUUAGCGAGUCAACAUUUUACGAGUUUAUUCCUUGCGAUUUACUUAAGAUGUUUCUUUUCUUCAAGUUUAUACACUCGAUAAAAUUGCGGGCGACAUGACUUAAGACUCAUGACUUCGGGCGAGAUGACUUUCGGGCGACUUGACCGGUUACCUUUUCAUACAUUUUCUUUAAAAGGCUUUCUUGCUGUCGUCUGAACGCUAAUUUCAUGCUACAAAUGUUAAAAAAGUUAAAUUGCUUAUGAUUCGCCAAAAAAUGGAUUCUCUUUCCUUCGAACUUCUGUCUCGCAUGGCUCACAUGAUGACUCGCAUGACUCGCAUGACUCACUGGUUCGACUCGCAUGACUCGCUGGCUCGCUGGCUCGCAGUUUGUCAAGACCCAAAGCCAAACUUGUUUAACCCUAGCAAAAAACUCUUUUAAUGGAGAAACUCAACCUGAUAGUUGCACUAAAAUCUAAUAAUUGUUACUGCAUUUGCAUGCUCUCUGUAACCUCGUGGGUAGAACAUACCUGAUGGUUACAUUAAUAAUCACUGCAUUUGCUCUCUGUAACCUCGUGGGUAGAAUAUACCUGACGGUUACAUUUAAUAAUAAUCACUGCAUUUGUUCUCUGUAACCUCGUGGGUAGAACAUACCUGAAGGUUACGUUAAUAAUAAUCAUUGCACUUUCUCUUUGUAACCUCGUGGGUAGAACAUACCUGAUGGUUACAUUAAUAAUAUCACUGCAUUUGCUCUCCGUAACCUCGUGGGUAGAAUAUACCUGACGGUUACAUUUAAUAAUAAUCACUGCAUUUGUUCUCUGUAACCUCGUGGGUAGAACAUACCUGAAGGUUACGUUAAUAAUAAUCAUUACAUUUUCUCUUUGUAACCUCGUGGGUAGAAUAUACUUGACGGUUACAUUAAUAAUAAUCACUGCAUUUGCUCUCUGUAACCUCGUGGGUAGAACAUACCUGAUGGUUACGUUAAUAAUAAUCAUUGCAUUUCCCCUUUGUAACCUCGUGGGUAGAAUAUACCUGACGGUUACAUUUAAUAAUAAUCACUGCAUUUGCUCUCUGUAACCUCGUGGGCAGAACAUACCUGAAGGUUACGUUAAUAAUAAUCAUUGAAUUUUCUCUUUGUAACCUCGUGGGUAGAACAUACCUGAUGGUUACAUUAAAAAUAAUCACUGUAUUUGCUCUCCGUAACCUCGUGGGUAGAGUAUACCUGAUGGUUACAUUAAUAAUAAUCAUUGCAUUUUCUCUUUGUAACCUCGUGGGAAAAAAAAUUAAUGCCUCUCUCCUGGAAAUUUUGCCCUGUCCUUUGAGCUUAGUGAUCUUUGGGUAGCGAAUUCACGAAAACAGGUAAAACGCUUUUUUUAACAACAGCAUUUAUAUUAUUUGGCUUUUUGAGGGAGGUUAAACAUUAAUGAAAUAGAAUAUAAAAAAAGCUGAUAAAGCAGAAAAAGUUAUCUUUACAAAAUGCGCUUUGAAAAUGUCAAGGAGUGAAAUAAGGUGAAGUUUUGUAGUUAGCCCGAAGAAAACCUGUUCCUGCAUGAAAAGCAGUUCUGAUUCCCUUCUCUUAACUAGAAGAGAUGCAUAUCCCUGUGAACCAGUUUUUUAACUAGGAACGAUUCCCACUCACUUAAGAUACUUUAUUGACACGAGUUCCUAUUUCAAUAUAUGUCUAAUUCAAGCUUGGCCGCGUGAUAGCUCUUCAUUAGCGAAAAGGUCCAAGUGAUAUUUUGAUUGACGUGUUGUUUUGGAUCCUGAGGUUUUUUAACACCUUUUCUCUAGCUUAACUGGCGAAGAUAUUCUAGGAAUUUGCCCUUCAAUUCCAAAUUCUUUGAUGUGCCGCCAGAUGCCGUGCAAAAAUAUCACCUCUUGCGGCUCCUCGUCCCUUUCAGAUAGUGUUCUCAUUAUCUGAACGAUGCCUGGAACAGGCUAACUUAAUUACAAAAGAAAAGAUCUUGAAAAGAAGCCAAAACAAACCUCAAACAAUUAAUGAUUUGCAACUUAUUUCUCACCUAAUUACUUAUAAUAUAGCUUGUUUUUAGUUUUAUGGUUUCACGAUCGAUCAAACAAGCAUAAAGUGAAACGGACUUGUGUACCGCCUUGUCUAGCACUUUCGCACCUCAGGGUUUCAUUAAAGAAGUCAAUCAAAGGCAACCUCAAAACAUCAUAUAAAUAUGAAUGUGAAGUAAUGCUUAGGAAAAAUCUCGGUUUUAACGUGGUAUCUGAUAUAAGCAUAAUACCGCGACAAAUGAGGCUUUGUAAACAGUGAACUGUCCACUAAAACAGGGCCACCCAACGUCAAUUUUCGGAAAAUAUCUGUUCGGAAGACGAUUUGAGAUCUAGAAUUUUCGGAACAUUUGUUGUAAAAUUUCAAGCUUGCCUGCCUCUCCUAGGAUUUUCGAGCAUCCAAAAAAUGGUAUAAUUGCCCAUUUUUAACGGAUUUUUACCCUAAAGAGGUCACCUAGAAUUUUCGGAAGCCUUUUUUCUGGCUGAAAUUUUCGAAAAGGUAAGUUUUGAUCCCUAGGAUUUUAGGAUCAACAGACUUUCAGCUAGGAAAACCGAACAGAUAAAAAUUUUUAGGGGAUAAAAAUAUGCCUAUAUCCACCGUUUAAAUGCUAAAACACGUUUAACAAUGAUAUGCUUAAGUGGUUUUGAACUAUGUUCUCGUUGGGUGCCCCUGACUAAAAUGGCGGCACUAUAAAGCAAAUACUGCCGUCAUGCACUUUGCUUACUAGCAUAAUCGUGUACCAAUUGUUCUUAUUUAGGACUGAAUGAUAUUAACGACGCUAAAAAUAGUUUUCUUGACUUUUAGAAAACAAACCUAAGUUGUUAUGCUAUAACCUAUAGCAUGGCUUUUCCUAUAACUUCGACUUAACGCCGCAGCUUUUUAGUAACUGGCUAUGUUCUGGUAGAGCUGAACUGAUUUUUUAAUUUAAAUACAAUAUUCCUGAUUCUUGAAGUCUCACAUGUGCGUUUUUGGACGUAACUUCAAGGUUUUAUUUUGGUGGAACUGUUGUUUGCUAAAAAAAAAAUCCAAUAUUUUUCAUGUCUUGAGGCACUUGUCGACUGACUUACUAUGCUUUCCAGCAUAUGCUUUUCCUCGCUGGUUAUAUAUUUGACGCAAUUUAAUUGAUAGAUACUUUACAUUUGCGGCUGAGACAGACAAAGGCUCUCUCAGUAUAAUUGGUCCGUGCUACCUGCAAUCAUUAGUUUCCGGAGUAAAAAGCAUAAGUUUCGUACCCAUUGUGUUUUGCGCAUCAGUAGGUGUAAAUUUGUUCACUAUGCACUUGGAUGCUUAAAUCCUGACACCAAAGGGAAUCAAGAGCCAUAUAAAUAGGGUGAUAUCUCAGGGGCACCCAACGAAAAUAUACUUCAAAACCACUUAAACAUAGCCCGUGUUGAACGUAUUUUAGUAUUUAAACUGUAGAUAUAGGCAUAUUUUUAUCCCCUAAAAAUUUUUCAUCUGUUCGGAUUUCCUAGCGGAAAGUCUAGUGAUCCACAGUUACAGGGAUCAAGACUUGCCUUUUCGAAAAUUUCAGCCAGAAAAAAGGGUCCCGAAAAUUCUAGGUGACCUCAGUUUUAGGGUAAAAAUCCGUUAAAAAUGGGCAAUUAUACCAUUUUUUAGAUGUUCGAAAAUCCUAGGAGAGGUAGGCAAGCAAGAAAUUUUACAAUAAAUGUUCCGAAAUCGCCUUCCGAACAGAUAUUUUGUAAAAGUUGACGUUGGGUGCCCCUGAUCUCUUGAGGCGGGAAUAUAAUACACAAGCAAGGCGCUUCUUUUGAAGGAACUUUAAAGAUCUUUCCUGUCAAUUAUUGCAGUCAUUGUCAUUUUUUCGAACUACUUUAGUAAAGUGCCUGAGUAAAGUGUUUGCAACCUACUAGGCUUCCACGAGUUUUGCUGUGAUGCCGGUUCAGUAUUUUCUUGGUGUGAUGUAGACAAUUACCGAAUUCCCAAACAUUAAUAAAGUUCGCGUCUACCUUACCCUUGGAUACCUAUGUGACCAAACGGGUUUUACUAUGUCUCCGUGACAAUUCUUAAUCCGUUUUAACUGCAUGUAGUCCACUAAUUCUCACGAAAUUGGAGUAAUUUUUGGCUGAAUAAUGGUAAAUUACGCUGUUAACUAAAGUCUACAGCCUCUAGCGUUUUACAUUUGACUAAAUUCCUGGUCCUAUGGUCUAAAAUACUGAGCAGAAAUCAAAUUGUGCGAGUUUGCUUCGUUUAUUUAUUUAUUCUGUAUUUGAAAUAAAAACAUCUAUCAGGGGCACCCAACGAGAAUAUAGUUCAAAACCACCUAAACAUAGCAUUGUUAAAUGUAUUUUAGUAUUUAAACGGUAGAUAUAGGCAUAUUUUUAUCCCCUAGAAAUUUUUCAUCUGUUCGGAUUUCCUAGCUGAAAGUCUAGUGAUCCGAAAAUUAUAGGGAUAAUUUCAGCCAGAAAAAAGGCUCCCGAAAAUUCUAGGUGACCUUUUAAGGGUUACAAUUCGUUAAAAAUGGGCAAUUAUACCAUUUUUUAGAAGUUCGAAAAUCCUAGGAGAGGCAGGCAAGCAAGAAAUUUUACAGCAAAUAUUACGAAAAUUCUAGAUCUCAAAUCGUCUUCCGAACAGAUAUUUUCCGAAAAUUGUCGUUGGGUGCCCCUGAUCUAUUCCUUACUUUGGUCAUAAUCAGUGUUGCAGGCGUCGUUCAGAUAGUGUUCAAACAAUCAAUGAUUUGCAACUUAUUUCUCACCUAAUUGCUUAUAACAAUUAUAGCUUGUUUUUAGUUUUAUGGUUUCACGAUUGAUCAAACAAGCAUAAAGUGAGACGCACGAUUUUACUGGGACUGGGCCCCAAAUGGAGUAGUCGUGUUUUUUUGUCGCUCCGUCGCUGCCUUGCCGUUUCACUAUAUCAGUUUCAGGAAAUUAGCCAAAUCAGCCUCAAACUAUUUAGAGAAUCUUUGCUUUUCCUUUCCGUUAUGCCCAACGAAAAGCGAGCGAGACAAGAGGCAUGCUUAAGCAGUGAAGAUGAAAGAACGCCACCAACAUGAGGCCGGCGCCGCCAUCUUGGAUAAGAUGAAGGUACUAAGGAAUGCCGCCGCUCGUCAGUCUAAAGGAUAACCCGUUAAACGGAAAUGCCAUCGGUAUAAGUGAGGAUUUCGCCAAAAAAACCCAACGGCGGAGGCAAGAGCUCGUGCCCUACAGAAAGUUUCUAAAGAAGAAACUCGGAGACGACCGGAAAGUCUACAUCGCAUAUCCUGCAAUACUCAAAUAUGUCGAUGCCAAUGGCAGUCACAGAAUCGUAGGAACAGAAGAACUAGCAAAACUACGCCAUGAAAUGGAACAGGCAAAGAGUUAACCUAGCAACGCCGUCGGAGUGAUACUGACCAACAACAACUUUAAUCUCACAUUCUACCCAUUGUUGGAGUUAAAAGAACUUCACAGGCAAUGCCUUUAAUUUGUUUCAUAAAAGGUAAUUUUCGUUUUUAUGUUGUAAGUGAUGCAAUGUUUUCUCCAGGCUUUAGCUUAAGAAGGCUUCUGUAUUGUGAAACUAUUAAGAUAUCGAUAUUUAUUCGUUAAUAUGAAUAAGUUAACUUUUACUACGUUAAAUGUUAGGGGUUUAAAUAGUUCAAGAAAACGAGGAGCUAUUUUUCGGCAACUGCACGUUAACAAGUACUCAAUAAUUUUCUUGCAAGAGACAUAUAGCUCUACUGACCAAGAAAAAUUAUGGAGUAACGAGUGGGGUAGUAAAGUGUACUUCUGUAAACACAGCAAAGGAGUAGCAAUUCUGUUUAAUCCUCGACUCAAAGUGAUUCCCUAGAAACGCUCUCCCAUAUGCUAGUUAACUGUAUAGUAAUUCAAAAGUUUUGGUUUGAAGUAAUUAGCUGGUGGAAAACUCACAGUGGUGAAUGUUUGCUAUUUGAUGACUUAAGUAUAAUGUAUGGCUAUAAUCCCGAAGAUCCUAAAAGGCAAAUCCUUAACUAUUAUAUCCUUCUUGGCAAGAGACAUAUCUUCCUGCAAAGGAGCGAAAUUACACCCCCAAGCUUUGAUCACUUUCUUGAAUUCGUUAAAGACAAGUUAAUUGUGCAAAGAUCGAUUUUUUAUUCCAAAGGACAAAAAGCAAAAUUUCUUUCACAAUGGAAGCCUCUCCUCUCCUUACUGUAAAUGAUUAUAAUCUAAUCUACGUAUGCGUGAAGCAAGCCUGGUUGCAGUGUAUGUUGUAUUAAUCGUUGGAAUCUUAAUUCUUAAUUGUAAUUUUUUGUAACCUUAAAUUUUGUAGUGAAAGUGUUGUAAGUGAUGUAGUGGUAAUAAAGAUCUCUGUUAAAAAAAAAAAAAAAAAAAGUGAGACGCACUUGUGUACCUUGUCUAGCACUUCCGCACCUCCUUUGCUCAGGAUUCCCUAAAAUGUCAAAACUAAAAACUACGAACGGUUGUGGUUGUGUUGGUAUUUGAACAGGUGAAAGAUCCAGUUAUUCAGUGACUAAGCUGUAUAACCAUUUCUGGAAAAUACAUAUAAUUUGCGUACAGAACUUCCUAAGGCACACUGUUCCAAUAAUUAUAUACAUGAGUAGACAAUCUCGGUAAACAAUCCUAGUUUUAUAAUUUUGUAGUCACGUGCAAUAAAAUAAAUUGAAAACCCAACGAAAUCUACAUUUUCCCCCUAACACCAUUCAUCAUAGUUGAUUUACGCCGUGGAGGUUUUUCAUCACUAUUCAAGAAAUAUCUUUCCAUACGUAAAUAAUCCACUAUUGUGAUUAUAAUCAUAACUAUAGCAAAAUUGUCAAAUCUGACUGGCUGUCAACUGCAUGCCCUGAUUUCAGCCUUAAAGGGACGGUUUAAUAGGACAGUACGCCUCAUGCCUAAGUAACUGGACAGUAAGCGCCAUCACGCGCGCGCUUAAAUGGCUUUUUUUUUCACUGCUAGCAAAACAAAAUUUCGAAUUUCUUGUGUUUUGAUUUAAAAAAUAGCCUAUUAUGUCACAAAUUUUGUUAAAGUUAUGAUUAAUUGGUAACAGAACUUCGUGUCGUCCAAUUCAGUCUGUAAUCAUACUCGUGAUUAAACAAAUCGGACUCCCGCUACGCGGUCGUCCGAUUUUGUUAAUCACUCGUAUGAUUACAGACCGAAUUGGACUCCACUCAGUCCUGUUACCAUUACAAAUAUGUCAAAGGGUAGCUCUAAUUUAGGGACGAACCGCAGGAAUUUUUUUUCGUUAUCAAAUUCCUUGUAUAAUUUUUUUUUAGGCCGUAGCAUGGAUAUUUUUUUAGGGUUAAUUGGCGUGCAUAAAUUUUUUUUCAUUUAAUUUUCCCUUGCGCGAAUAUCUUUUUUUUGUACUUCGCCCCCCCCCCCGAUAAGUUUUCUAGUGGUCCGUCCCUUAGUGCGUAGGCUUUUGUACAUUGUGCUAGCAUUUUUUAGAGCAUUUUAGUGAGGCAAAAGCAUUGAGGAUUAUUCGAGCAUUUUAGUGGCAUUUUCCCCGGAAAAUUAAUUUUUUCCGAGAAAAUAAAGUAGAAAUUAACUUUUUUAGAAGCCCAUGCCCCAUGAGCUCCUGCUUUUUUAAAGAAAAGGAAGACUAAAACUCAAACUUCACAAAAAACCUAAUACAGCUGUUUUUUGUUUGGCUGUAUUUAUGAACUUGUACACGUUGUCGUUGUUACUUGCAGCACGUGCACGUUUUUGUAAGUGUAAACUUUGAAAUUAAUUAAAAAAAGCGUUUGUAUAAUGAACAUUAUCCGAGCAUUUUAGUGACUUUUCUGGGGAGACCGAGCAUUUUAGUUGGAAAAAUGGAGCAUUAAGGUGAAGCAUUUUAGUGGGGAAGCAAAAGCAUAAUGUACAAAAGCGUAUUAGUGCGGCCUAUUUUCAGAACGAAAACGUGGGCGGAGUACCCUGCGAGCAGAGGUUUCUCCAGGCCGGACGCUGGAGAAACCACUGCUCGCAGGGUAUGGGCGGAGCCACUGUCAAUAAUGAAGGAAUAAAAAUGACACAACCUAGUGUAUCUUUAUCAGUUCAGGACAGAACUGUGAUCCAACAAACGUUUUAAGCACCUCACGUCUUACAAGGUACAGUUUGUUUCUUAAUUCUUAGUUGUGUCCUAAACAUAGAUUUGUUUACAAGCGAAAUUUACUGUCAACAGUAAAGGAAUGAAAAGGAAACAACCAAGUAGAUCUUCAUUAGUUCAGUUCCCGGUUUGAGACUGGAGCUGUGAUCCAGUUGAAGUUUACUCUUAAUUCUUAAUUGUGCCUAAGCAUAGAUUUGUCUACAGCCGAAAUUAACUAUCAGUUCAGUAGAAAGUAGUCUAGUUAGUAUCCAUUUUGAAGCUCAUGCCCCCAGUACUUUCUUCUUGUCUUGUGAGAAGAUUUUGUUUGUAAGGAGAUAUUUCCUUUUCUUUUUAACCAGGUUUAACGCUGUUGUCUAAACUACAAGCAAUGGCUGCCAAGUUUUACAUUUGCAUGCUGCUGGUAGUUCUGGUGAGCUCAGCUGUGCACAGUGCACGGCUGCGUCGCCCACAGGACAGAGAGAAGACCUCCAAUUUUCUCUAUGAGAAACGUGGUGCAAGUGAGUCUUUUUUGUCGAAGUAGAACAUGAUACGUUUUUUUUUGCAUCAAAUAGCUUUAAAACUCGGAAAAAUUCUGAGCUCCAGAUGGGAUUCAGAAAAAAAAUUGUGAGUCCCAAGACGGUAACUUUCGAAGCUUUUAAGGCCCAUGUGCUUUAAAGUUCUUCGUUUUAGGCAACGAAUUUGUGAUAUUAUACUACUUUGAGACGCGUAUGAACGGAAGUUUUUGUUUCGUCUUGCAAAUGCCAGGCGUCAGUACUUGGGAUAGGAAUCCAACGCCAGACUGAGAGUAACCGCUACUCGUUCGUUUUACUGAUGUUAAAAAAUUUUAUAUUGCAAUGACUUUUUAUCUCACCUGUUCACAGGGUCACUACCGAUUUGCUGUUAUGGUAACUGUAACAAUUGUCCAGCGAAAGAUCGUUACGCCUGCCUCAACCAGAAUGCUUGCUUAUACGCAGGUGGCUCUAACUGCACCACUGGAUAUGUGUGUUGCUGCAGGUACAGUAAAGUUUAUGUUCUAAAUAUAUUGCAAUAUGAUUCUGAUUUUAUCGCGCAUUUUUCAUAGUCUUAACACCGUGUAAGUGGAUCGUUUUCACUGUCACGCAAUAAAUCCGACAUGAAAAAAAAAAAAUCCCAAACUUUUGAAACAUAAAAGCCAAGUAAACGAAAUGCUAUAAACCACUGAUGCAUAAUAGUCCCAGGUCUAUGUUGCCUAAACGUUUCACGCCAUGAGAAAGUAAACGAUUUCAAUCGCAAGUGAAAAGCCCAAUACAAACAUUAAAUAACACAAUUUAAUGCAGAAGGUGUGUUGCGUAUUUUUAGUCAAGGCCAUGAAAAUGUUUUCAGUUCUGCGUUUGUUUCGCUCAGCUGAAGAAAGUCAUCUCCAGAAAAAGACGCGGGUCAGGGAUAUGAAAAACAUUCAAAAGCCUGUUUGUUUUGAGAUGGAGUACUUCAUUGACUAUAGUUUUGACUUCGCCUCAGCGUAAACAUUAUUCAGAACAACGUGUUUUGCGCUUUUGUUUUUAUUUUUAUGCGUGACAUUUCUUGAGAGAUCCCUUCAGUAAUUUGGCAAUUAGCACCUGCAUUGUAGCCAGUACAGCUAUAAAAACUUUACUAAUCUAAGAUUUUCUUUUCUUAGUGACUGAUGAGUGAUCCCGCCAUUGAUGAAUUUCACAUGCACUGUAACCUUAGAACAGGACAACUGUGAUGGACUUGAGCUGUUAAAAUAAAUGCUUAACUAAUCGGGCGAAUUAUGCCCUAUUCGUAAUUCUUUGUUAGCUUUUUUGUAGUUGAUUAACGAACACAAAAGUGCAUAUAAUAAAUUGUUGAAGGUCUUCGUGGCCUAUCAAAUGUUCCUCUGGUUGUUUUAAUUUACCCUUAACUGAAUUAAGGUAUAAAGUGCCUAUAUAAACUCCGAGGGCAGUCUUUGCAAGCUAACUAGGGUUCCACAAUACUCAUUUUCAUCUUGUUGUGAUGCUUUCAGUAUUCUCUGUGGUGUGAUGUGGACAAUAACCAAAUUACGAAACGUAGAAUUCAUUCGGUGUGCAUAUAACGGUCAUUCGGCAGUCUGUAAAAUUCCCGUGCUGUCCUUAUUCCUUUCUUUGUUAAAGGACAGCAGCGACCAGGUUGUCACCCCACUCUCCCUCCCUGCAGUGAUAGCUCACUUUUGCAUCUAUUAGCUCCCACUCCUAUUCCGCCUCCAGGUUUGCCUCUUCCCAUAACUUAUCUUAGCCUGGGAUGUUUGGGAGUGGGGACUCCCAUUGUGAAUUUAAAUUUAUAACUAUUGAGCAUUUUGAACAGGGUGUCUUUUUGCAACGGAAUCCUUAAAAAGAGUGCGUGGGUUGGCAAUGAUGUGUUUUACCAUCAAUUAGUUAUGAUGUUAGCUUGAAAAAUUAGUUAAUUCUGUGUGCAAAGUGAAACGAAUCAGGGUCAUAAAACUGAACGAUUUUUGCACUAAAGCAUACCUCUACCCAAACUUACCUUCCCCCCCCCCGGAUUAGAAGUGCUAGACCUGUUAGUUGCACCCAUCAAAUGAUGGGUAUGGUAAGAAGCUUGGUGUGAGAAAAGAAAAAGAAAACCAAGGAGCAAAGCUCAUAUUCCAUAGCUUUAAGGAGUGGUGUUGAAAAAACAAAGCUGGAUUUAAUUCAGUCUGAACUCCUGCGUCAAUCUUAAAGAGGAAUACUGAUGUGCGUCGCUACUAGUCUAAGAAAGUCGAAGGAUCAUGAAAACCGCUAUGCUAUGCACUUGGACCAAAGGGAGUCAAGAGUCAUAUAAAUAGGCUGAUUUCUUGAGGCGGGAAUAUAAUAGACCUUGUUACGGUUUUCGACACCAUCUUGACGAGGAGGCAAACGGGUGAGCAAUUACAGGGUUUGUAUGAGAAUCUAAUGUCGAAUAAUUUCCGCCAGAACGGCUAUUCUAAAAAAAAACAUGAAUUGUAAACAAAAGCUUCACUUCUAAGGAACCUGCUGAAAAAAAUUGAGGGCGUUUCAUGCGCUAGAAGACCUAGAACCACUUUUUGAAAUUUUCUAUACAUGUGUCUGUAAGAAUUAAGUCCCGGGAAAAAUUACCCGGAAAAUCGAAAGCAAGCCUCUGGAGAAAUUUAAGCACAGAUACGCUCCCAAAUUUCUUUUAGUACCUUCCUUUGCUUUGUAGCUUUAUUGCAAUUUAUAUUUUUUUCAGAAAAGCCGUUUAAUUUUGCGGAAAUUAUUCGACAUUUGAUCCUCCUACAAACACUGUAAUUUAAUUCUCACAUGUUUGCCUACCGUCAAGAUGGCGUCGAAAACCGUGACAAGAUCUAUACACAGGCAAGACGCUUCUUUUGAAGGAAAUUUAUAGAUCUUUCCUGUGAAUUAUUGCGGUCCAGUGUCAUUUUUCUACUAGGCUUCCACGAAUUUUGCCGGUUCAGUAUUUCCUUUGUGUGAUGUAGACAAGUACCGAAUUCCCAAAUCAUUAAUAAAGUUCGCGUCUACCUUACCCUUGGAUCAUGCUAUGUGACCAAACGAGCUUUACUAUGUCUCCUUGACGAUUCUUAAUCCGUUUUUACUACAUGGAGUCCACUAAUUCUCACCAAAAUGGAGUAAAUUUUAGCCGAAUAAUGGUAAACUACGUUGUUAACUAAAGUCUACAGCCUCUAACUUUUUACAUUUGACUAAAUUCCUCGUCCUGUGGUCUACAAUACUUGACAGAAAUAAAAUUGUGCGAGUUUGCUCCAUUUAUUUAUUUAUUUAUUUAUUUAUUUAUUCUGUAUUUGAAAUAAAAAACAUCUAUUCCCUACUUUGGUCAUAAUCAGUGUUCCAGGCGUCGUUCAGAUAGUGUUCUCACUAUCUGAAGGACGCCUGGAAUUACAAAAGAAAGUUUCCGAUCUUGAAAAGAAGCCAAAACAAACCUCAAACAAUCAAUGAUUUGCAACUUAUUUCUCACCUAAUUGCUUAUAAUAUAGCUUGUUUUUAGUUUUAUGGUUUCACGAUUGAUCAAACAAACAUAAAGUGAACCGGACUUGUGUAGCUUGUCUAGCACUUUCGCACCUCAGGGUUUCAUUAAAGAAGUUCUUUGGACCAUCCAGUCAAUCAAAGGCAACCUCAAAACAUCAUAUAAAUAUGAAUGUGAAGUAAUGCUUAGGAAAAAUCUCGGUUUUAACGUGAUAUCUGAUAUAAGCAUAAUACCGCGGCAAAUGAGGCUUUGUGAACAGUGAACUGUCCACUAAAAUGGCAACACUAUAAAGUAAAAUUCAAAAUGAAAAUACCUGCCGUCAUCCACUUCCUAUGCUUAGUAGCAUAACCUUGUACCAAUUGUUCUUAUUUGGUACUGAAUGAUGUUAACGACGCUAAAACAAGUUUUCUUGACUUUUAGAAAACAAACCUAAGUUGUUAUGCUAUAACCUAUAAAAUGGCGUUUCCUAUAACUUCGACUUUACGCCGCAACGUUUUACUAACUGGCUAUGUUCUGGUAGAACUGAACUGAUUUUGUAAUUUAAAUACAAUAUUUAUUCUUGAUGUCCAACAUGUGCGUUUUUGGACGUAACUUCAGGGUUUUAUUUUGGUGGAACUGUUGUUUGCUAAAAAAAAUCCAAUAUUUUUCAUGUCUUGAGGCACUUGUCGACUGACUUACUAUGCUUUCGAGAAUAUGCUUUUCCUCGCUGGUUAUAUAUUUGACGCAAUUUUAAAAUUAAUAGCUACUUUAAAUUUGCGGCUGAGACAGACAAAGGUUCUCUCAGUAUAAUUGGUCUGUGCUACCUGCAAUCAUCAGUUUCCGGUGUACAAGCAUAAGCUUGGUACCCAUUGUGUUUUACGCAUCAGUAGGUGUAAAUUUGUCAUAAAGCUUUGAUCCGGCUACUGUCGUGCAUUUCUUAUGAUAAAACAUAAGCUGAUGAGACAGGCAGUUUUGUUUUUUCUGAAUAGGCACUGUCAUUGGAAAAAUACUGAAUACACUUAUAACUAGUAGCCAAACCCGGUCAUUGAUUAGGUAUCACAAGGAGAUGCCAAUUCAAGUAUUCCUAUUCAUCAUAGUUGGUUUACGCCCUAGAGGUUUUUCAUCACUAUUCAAGCAAUAUCUAUUGUGAUUGAAAUAUGUCAAAGGGCAGCUCUAAUUUAGAGCGGGCUAUUUUCAGAACGAAAACGUGGGCGGAGCCACUGUCAAUAAUGAAGGAAUAAAAACGACACAACCGAGUGUAUCUUUAUCAGUUCAGGACAGAGUUGUGAUCCAACAAACGUUUUAAGCACGUUACGUCUUGCAAGGUACAGUUUGUUUCUUAAUUCUUAGUUGUGUCCUAAACAUAGAUUUGUUUACAAGCAAAAUUUAUGUCAACAGUGAAGAAAUGAAAGGGAAACAACCAAGUAGAUCUUCAUUAGUUCAGUUCCCGGUGUGAGACUGGAGCUGUGAUCCAGAUGAAGUUUACUCUUAAUUCUUAAUUGUACCCUAAGCGUAGAUUUGUUUACAACCGAAAUUAACUAUCAGUUUAGUAGAAAGUAGUCUAGUUAGUAUCCAUUUUGAAGCUCAUGCCCCCAGUACUUUGUUCUUCUCUUGUGACAAGAUUUUGUUUGUAAGCCGCGAUAUUUCCUUUCUUUUAACCAGGCUAAACUACAAGCAAUGGCUGCCAAGUUUUACAUUUGCAUGCUGCUGGUAGUUCUGGUGAGCUCAGCUGUGCACAGUGCACGGCUGCGUCGCCCACAGGAAAAAGAGAAGACCUACAACUUUCUCUAUAAGAGAAUGUUUGAUGGACCAACUGAUGACCCAUGUGAGUCUUUUUUGUAGAAGUAGAACAUGAUACGUUUUUUGCAUCAAAUGGAAACUCGGAAAAACUUCUGAGCCCCAGAGAAAAAAAAUUGUGAGCCCUAAGACGAUAACUUUGGAAGCUUUUAAGGCGCACGCGCUUAAACGUUAUUUGUUAUAGACAACGAAUUUGUGAUAUUAGACUACUUUGAGACGCGCAUGAACGGAAGUUUUUGUUUCGUCUUGCAAAUGCCAGGCGUCAGUACUUGGGAUAGGAAUCCAACGACGGACUGGGAGUAACCGCUACUCGUUCGUUUUACUGAGAUUAAAAAAUUUUGUAUUGUAAUGACUUUUUAUCUCACCUGUUCACAGCUUUUCAACCGAUGUGCUGUGUUGGUGGAUGUAACAAUUGUCCAGGUUAUGGGUCCUGCCCCACGGAACUUUGCCACCACUCAUUAGGGCAUUUGUGCCAGUCUGGAUCUGAAUGUUGCUGUCGCUACAUGGAAGAAGUGUAUGUUCUAAAUAUGUUACAAUAUGAUUCUGAUUCUAUCGUUUAUUUUUUCAUAGUCUUAACACCUUGUGCGUGGAUCGUUUUCACUGUCACGCAAUAAAUCCGAGACAUGAAAAAAUAAAUCCCAAACUUUUGAAACAUAAAAGCCAAGUAAAUGAAAUACUAUAAACGACUGAUGCAUAAACAACUUUUUCAAGUCCCAGGUCUAUGUUGCCUAAACGUUUCACGCCAUGAGAAAGUAAACGAUUUCAAUCGCAAGUGAAAAGCCCAAUACAAACAUAGAAUAACACAAUUUAAUGCAGAAGGUGUGUUGAGUAUUUUUAGUCAAGGCCAUGAAGAUGUUCUCAGUUCUGCGUCUGUAUCGCUCAGCUGAAGAAAGUCUACUCCAGAAAAAGACGCGCGUCAGGGAUAUGAAAGACAUU